GCAGUUGCUAGCUAGCUGCUCUCAUAGUCUCUUAACACUUGUAAUUUCUUCAUGCGUUUACGGGAUGUCGCUGCGAACUUUACCAAUUUUAUUCCUCAAUCUCGGGGGAGAGAUGCUUUAUAUCUUGGAUCAAAGAUUACGAGCACAGUCGAUUCCCGACGAGAAGGCAAGAAAAGUUAUGCACGAUAUCAUUGGGACGAUGUUCAACAAGCGGUUUAUGGAAGAACUGUUUAAGCCGCAAGAUACUUACUCCAAGAAAGCCAUGAGGACAGUGUUUGACAGACUAGCACAUGCAUCAAUCAUGAGACUGAACUCAGCCAGCAUGGAUAAGCUGUAUGAUUUGAUGACAAUGGCUUUCAAAUAUCAGGUUUCUCUGUGUCUCCGACCCUCUGACGUUCUUUUAGUCACCUAUAAUCACAUGGAUGCAAUAAGAAGUUUUGCUUCCGAUAACCCUGCUAUCAGUAAUCAAGUAGAAAAUGUUUACAAGCUUCUAUAUGAGACAUAUGCCAAAUUGAAUGCUGGGCAAUUUCAAAUCAUACGCCAGACUCUUCUUUCGUUCUUCCAGGACAUGCAUAUUAGGGUUUCAAUUUUCUUAAAAGACAAAGUUCAAAAUGCAAAUGGAAAAUUUGUUUUACCAGCUGAUGGAGCCGUCCCCUGGGAUACUGAAGUCCCUGGGUCAAUCAGGUAUUUUAAUUCUGAGGGACAAAUCUCAAGAACAAGUCAUUUUGUGACAGGAUGCCGUCAUCAGCUCCCAGACAAGCCAGGAUCUUUUGAACUGUUAGGAGAUCGAGUGAUAAAGCUUGGAAGUAACAUGUACACAGCUUCUAAAACAGUAGACACAGUAACCAGUAGUCCUGCACCAGCAGCCAGCAUGGCCCCUUCUGCUUCAGCAAAGAAAGUACCAGGGAGCACUGUAUCUGUUGCUUCAACAUUGGAACCACAAGGUAACCCAAAUCCCCUUGCAAAAGCUGAGCUCAAUCUUUUAGCUCAUCUUGUUGGAGGAUCAAGUAAAAAGCCAGAGAAUCAGUUUAGAUUAAAUCUCUUCAAUACAGAUGAAGAAGAAGAGCAAGCAGCCAUCCAAACUCACAAAGAAGCUCCUCACAGAGUCAUCAAAAUUGAUGCUACUAAGAAGGCGCAAAGGAAGGAACUGGCUAAUCUUAUGAAUGAAUUUUCAAUUGAAGGAUCUGGAGAGCGUGAAAAAGGUGACGAACUGUUAGACUUAAUGGACCAAGCGUAGAAUAAAGUCCUUCUUAGGGAGACAUCUUAUUGGAGAAGAAACAAACAAGUGAAAAAUUUUUGUAAAUACCUUCCUUGGUUUUUAUUUAUUUGGCACUAUUUCUGAAUGAUUCAAGUAUACAAGCAGAGUAUAAAACUGUUAACGUCAACCAAGAAGGGAUGAGUUGAGGUCAACUAAAUAUUUUCAAUAGUCGUUACUUGUAAUUUUUUUGGUGUCAAUGUUUUUCGAUGAGUGCCAGCUCGAUGGCUCAAUGACUGUAUUUAUUCAGGGGCGUGGCUGACCUAUACAUACAUACGCACGCGGACACAGCGAUCAAACGUGUGCGCAUGUGGGAACAUUGUAGUGGUUAGGUGGCGUGCCUUCAGGUUGUCAGAACCAAGUUGUCUAACACGAGGUACAAACAAUUAUGCAAGCCAGUCAGUCACGGUGUUUCAAAAGCGUAUAACUUUUCUGAUAAACCUCAAAUCGGAAUGGUAGAUCAACAUGCAACAGGAUACCUGUAAUCAAAUAAACUCUUCUUUACUUUU
Pocillopora damicornis (cauliflower coral) is the source of this 1764-nucleotide messenger RNA. RefSeq names its product protein OSCP1. Lineage: Eukaryota; Metazoa; Cnidaria; Anthozoa; Scleractinia; Pocilloporidae. Gene Ontology annotation, biological process: transport. The record is from RefSeq and is a predicted model, not a curated record. Gene Ontology annotation, cellular component: cytoplasm; plasma membrane.